UCCGGACAGUUCCUCACAGAAUUACCCAAACCGCAUCCAUCCCCUGAAACUCUUCUGUGAGCGGAACAGAUAUGGUAAACGGUUCCACCCAUCGGUGAAAGCACCAGCAGUGUUGUGUGCAGUUGGGGUGGAGACUCUGAGACAAGGAGAGUUCCACAAUCUGGGUGUCUAUCUCCUUGUCUCUGCCGGGGGGGUGCUGGUGUUUGAGCUGUCCUUCUUCACCGACGUCCUGCUGAUGUGGUGCCUGCCGUGCCCCCCCAAGUGGAAAGCGUUUGUGUUAUGGAAGAAGCUGGCCACGCUCGGAGGCUUCCAGAAGUUUCUGUACUACACGCUGAUGUCCGUGGUGUGUUUUCUGCACCCAGUCCUCCUGUGGCAUGCUGUCAUCCCAGGCACCAUGCUCCUGGUGACCGGCGUGGCCUACUUUAUCCUGAGCAAGAAGCAGCCGCCGCCGGCGGCCAAAGAGCGGGCCGGGUUGGGCGCGGGGUACGAGGACGCGUCCGCGGUGACCAGCUCCGCCGGCGAGGGCGGCGAGGCCGAGCAGACCUACUCCUUCUUCCGCGUCGCCCCCGGCAACCGCACCUCUGCGCUGUCAUUGGUUCCCAGCGCAGCGGGGGGAGGAGGAGCGUGGGCGGUCGAGGAGAAUCCUCCGCCCGCCGGAAUCCGCGGCGCAAGACAGGUGCGCUUCAGAGAAGACCAGGCCGAGACGCAGGAAUGCCAGGACGCGGAGACCACCUCAGACAAGGCGCCCAUGAUCCCGCCUACCUGCAUACCACCGGGCAUCUGCUGAAAAUGUGUGCGGACCGUUUCUUGUUUUCCAGGCUGUGAUACGCCAUGGACUCCCAAUCCUUUUUCCUUGUUUUGUGCCGGUUGC
Molecule: messenger RNA, 871 nt
Organism: Conger conger (European conger)
Lineage: Eukaryota; Metazoa; Chordata; Actinopteri; Anguilliformes; Congridae
Gene: tmem72
Product: transmembrane protein 72
Exons: 6
Coding region: 236-787 (183 amino acids)
Source: RefSeq, a predicted model, not a curated record